AAUGCACUUCAAAAAAUAAUGAAAAAGAAAUGAAAAUCAAAUUAUCUACGGCCGAGAACCGCCAUAGCCCGCAAUACUUAGAGGACUUAUCAUAGGCACUUAGCUAUACUUCAUAUAGGCUGAAUAGGCAUAAGCCAUUCAAAAUGGCGCGAAUAAGAAACAAUAGUUGGCAGGAUGAUUUGCAACUGAAGAAGGCUUUACAAAAUUAUAUAAAUAGCCGCUUAAAGCAUAAAGAAAUUCUUGACUUUAUGCAAAGAGACUUCAGCCAGUAUGCAUGGAGUUCUAGGACGUUAGAACGGCGAUUAAACCAUUUUGAAAUACGUUGUACCAACAGAAAUAUUUCAGUUGAUCAAGUUCGAAAUGCAGUUCAGGAAGAAUUACAAGGUCCUGGUAAACUGCUCGGUUACCGAGCCAUGCAUCAAAAAAUAAGACAGGUUCAUGAACUUGCUGUACCAAGGGAUCUAGUAUAUGAUGUUAUGUUUGAACUAGACCCAAAAGGAUUGGAAUGCAGAGCUCCAGGUUUUAAAACGAAAAAGAAGAAGGGCAAUUUCACGUCGCCCGGUCCCAAUUUUGUGCACUCACUCGAUGGUCACGAUAAACUAAUGGGCUUCCAGAAUAGUACUUUCCCUAUUGCAGUAUAUGGCUGCCUUGACACAUGUAGCCGAAAAGUACUGUGGGUGAAAGUGUGGAUGAGCAAUAGUGACCCAAAGCUGAUUGGCCGUUUUUAUCUGGAAUAUCUUUACAAUCAGCACACCAUUGCAAGCAUGUUAAGGGUAGAUAAAGGGACAGAGACUGGUACCAUGGCCACAAUGCAUGCAUACUUACGCCAGCAACAUGGCGAUAUGGAGGCUGGUGAAACUGUACUUUUUGGUCCAUCAACAUCAAAUCAGAUAGAACGGUGGUGGAAAGAACUACAUGAAAGGUUGGAGAAGUAUUAUAAAGCACCACUGUUAUGGCUUAAAGAUCAAGGGCAUUAUGAUCCUCAAAAUGAAACACACAGGUGUCUAUUGGCAUACAUAAUGGUCCCUUUGAUUCAGAAGGAAAUUGACAGUUUUGUUCAUCUAUGGAACAGCCACAGAAUAAGGAAACAGAGGGAUACGGUAUUGCCAGAUGGAAUUCCAAACCACAUAUAUGAUUUCCCAACAAAUUAUGGUCUUAGAGAAUGUGGUUGGAAAAUCAAUGAUAAUCAAAUUAGAGAAGUGGCAGAACUGUCAGGAGUAUUGGAAGUACAUGAUGACUAUCUAGACUCUGGUUUUAGGGCACAGUGUGAGAAAUUGCUUCCUGAACCAUCAAAUUUAAAGCCAUCAGAUUGUGAGACUGCCUUUCUUUUCCUAUGUGAACAUAUGCAACUGCAAACUGUAUAAUUUUUUGAGAGCUGUUUAUAGGUUGAUGUCAAAAUUAUUAAAAAUAGCAACAUGACUGUUUAGAAUAUUCAAUUUUGUGGCAUUAUGACAAUGUUUCAGGUUUUUUGAGUUAUUCUACAAAACAAAUUUCCCAAUCUGAAAUGACUAUUUUUGGCUCAUAAUCAUAUCAUAUUUAAACACCUAGGGCCACAAUUCACAAGCUGUAGUGCAUAAUAUUGUUAUUGCCUUUCAAAGGU
Messenger RNA from Dendronephthya gigantea, 1600 nucleotides. RefSeq lists its product as uncharacterized. The record is from RefSeq and is a predicted model, not a curated record. The transcript is spliced from 4 exons. NCBI's taxonomy places the organism in Eukaryota, Metazoa, Cnidaria, Anthozoa, Malacalcyonacea, Nephtheidae. The coding region runs from base 144 to 1364 and encodes 406 amino acids.